Messenger RNA from Dicentrarchus labrax (European seabass), 3987 nucleotides. RefSeq names its product euchromatic histone-lysine N-methyltransferase 1a (gene ehmt1a). The record is from RefSeq and is a predicted model, not a curated record. NCBI's taxonomy places the organism in Eukaryota, Metazoa, Chordata, Actinopteri, Moronidae. The coding region runs from base 460 to 3594 and encodes 1044 amino acids. The transcript has 22 exons. Gene Ontology annotation, cellular component: nucleus. Gene Ontology annotation, molecular function: zinc ion binding; protein-lysine N-methyltransferase activity; p53 binding.
UUUCCUGUCCCAUCCUACCCUACCUUCGCUCGGAUACAGCUACACCGACCGGAGCUGGUAGGAUGAAAGUCUGCUGCUUUAACUUUUGUGCCGCGGCCUCGUGUUAACUUCGGGUGAUAUUUGUACGCGGUUUCCGCUCUGUUUGUCUCCUCGGACUCCUUCCUGACUGCUGCUCCACCGGCUCAGCUUUGCUUUGCCUCUCUUCCAUCUUUAAGCCUCAGUGUGAUGCAAAUACGUGAUAACUUUGGUUUCGCUGCACUAUUUACUACUUUACAUGUAGAAUGUUGCAAGGAUGUACAUCCUGUAUGAACGGUUGAGUAAUGACAGAGUUCCUCAUAUUGUUACUUACUCUGAGACACUGUGUGUUCUGAGGCUUUGAGGAGUGGAGUAAACUAGUGUAAACUUCUCAGGUGCUGCUGUGGUCCGACUGGUUUCAACUAGCAGCCCCUCAGGAUUGCAAUGGAUCAAAGUGGAGCCAGUGAAUGGCCUGGACGAGGCAGGAGACCCUCCAGUCCCUCCUCUGGGACGCCCAUGGGUGCCAAGGGACAAGCUGCACAGAAUAGUCAGAGGCCCAAAGUAAAGAUAACUCCCUUCCACAGCUCGCCCAUAGUCAGCGGUGAUGGAGCUCUCCGCAGCAAACGACCAGGAGCUUCUGGGAGACCGCUGGCAUCCCCUGGCAGCCUGUUGCUGGACACACCUUGUCGGCUGAUUGCUCCCCCUGUCAGAGAGAGACUUGCUGCUGCUGCUGCUGCUGCUGCUGCUGCUGCUGCUGGUGCUGCUGGUGCUGCUGGGAGCUCAGGGGAACAAACUCCCAGUUCAGGCUCUGUUCUGGCCACAACAGGAGAAAAGGCACAGGCCACUGGCAGGAAGGCACCAAAAUUGAGCCUGACAGACUCUGUGAAGCCUGGACCACCAUCUACCACGGCGCUUCGUCACAGCCAGAAAGGCAAAGGCAAAGAGAGGAGAGCUGUCUCUACCUCCGUCAAACCUCAGUCAGCUGUGAAGAGGAAGAAGAGAAAGAUGGGAAUGUACAACCUGGUCCCCAAGAAGAAGGCCAAAGCACUUAAACUGCAGGACAAGAAAGAGGAGUCAGGAGCCCGUAUGGAGAAGAACCGAACUGCAGCAGAUAAGAAACCAGUGAUUCUAUCAGAGACUCUGAAGGCCGCAAAGCUGCCAGUUGCCAGAAACGAAUCACUGACAGAGGUGGAACCUGGAGAAGGCAGCCACGUUGAAUACACAGAGCUGACUUUGGACUGUCUGGACCUGAAAGCUCAGGAAGAGCUGCUCUCCCCUCCCCUAGCAGCAGAUGCAGAGGUGACAGAAACAGACCUGGCUGAGGAGUUGCCACUGUGCUGCUGUCGUAUGGAGACUCCUCACAGCGGAGGCAGUCUGUCCACACUGGAGCAGACUUGCAUGGCCAUGGAGAGCACGGAUGGAAUGCUGAGUCGUUGCCAGAAGCGAGUAAUGAAACAGGAAAUGAUGCGACCCUCCAACACGGUCCAUCUGCUGGUUCUGUGUGAGGACCACCGGGCCGGCAUGGUUAAGCACCAGUGCUGCCCCGGCUGUGGACUCUUCUGCAGGGCGGGCACCUUUAUGGAGUGCAGGCCAUACGGCAGCAUCUCCCACCGCUUUCACAGAGACUGUGCCUCCAUCUUGAAGGAUCUCAAGUUUUGCCCCCACUGUGGAGAGGAUGCCAGCAGGGCGAAGGAGGUCACCGUGUCAAAUGCUGAUCCGUCGCCCUCUGUACCCAGGUCGAACCCUGGCCCGUCACUACCCACUGUGGCCACACUGCCAUCAGUACCAACCACGCCUGCUGUUCCACAGAUACUCAGAGCUAAGAAAACCAGUGAGCCACAGAGGAGCAGAGACGAGAGCCCGAACAGGUUAAAGGGCGAGGCUGUGGGCACUGCAGAUAGACUACCUAAAGAGUCACUGGAGAGCAUCCUAAUGGCACUGGAUGAUGAGAACCUGAAACCAAAGAAAGUGAAGUACCCCACCAGACAGCUGUACAUCUCUGCAAAACAAGGCGAGCUCCAGAAGGUCAUUCGUCUUCUAGUUGAUGGAAAGGACCCCAACUUUUUAAUGGAGGGCCAAAACAAACGCACCCCUCUUCAUGCAGCAGCUGCUGAGGGCCACCAGGAGGUCUGCCACAUGCUGGUCCAGGCUGGAGCCAACCUGGACAUGUUUGAUGAGGAGCAGAGGACGCCACUGAUGGCGGCCUGUGAAAACAGCCAUCUGGACACAGUGAAGUACCUGCUGAGAGCUGGAGCAGCUGUCAGCCACAAGGAUAUCAUGGGUUUCACCUGUCUACAUCUGGCAGCUAAACUGGGACAUUAUGACAUAGUCCAUCAUCUGCUGUCCAAGGCAUCCAAAUACAUCAACUGUCAGGAUGAUGGUGGAUGGACUCCCAUCACCUGGGCCAUCGAGUACAAGCACAAGGAGCUGGUCCACCUGCUGCUGGCCAAAGGGGCUGAUGUUAACAUCAGAGACAAGGAAGAGAACGUCUGCCUGCACUGGGCGGCUCUGUCGGGCUGUGACGACGUUGCUCAGGCUCUGCUUGAUGCUCGAUGUGACCUCAAUGCUGUCAACGUUCAUGGUGACUCACCGCUUCAUGUCGCUGUCAGAGAGAGCCACCUGGAGUGUGUGAUGUUGUUUUUGUCUCGUGGUGCUGACGUCAAUCAGAGGAACAGGGAUGGAGAGGCGGCUCCGGACUGCUGCGUCUACGGCUCCAAGGUGUGGACGGCCCUCAAUGCCAACAAGAAGCUGACUGACGCCAGGAGAGGCAGGGACUGUCAAGGGGAAAGAGUGCUCAGCAGGGACAUUUCUCGGGGCUACGAGGCAGUUCCUAUCACCUGUGUUAAUGGUGUCGACAGCGAGCCAUGCCCUGAAAACUUUAAAUACAUACCAGACAACUGUGUCACCUCCCCACUGAAUAUUGACAAGGACAUCACUCACUUACAGCACUGCAGCUGCACAGACGACUGCUCGUCCAGUACCUGCGUGUGCGGCCAGCUCAGUCUGCGAUGUUGGUAUGACAGCGAGGGUCGACUACCUCUGGACUUCUGUCAGCGGGAGCCUCCAGUGCUGUUUGAGUGUAACCACGCCUGCUCCUGCUGGAGGACCUGCAGGAACCGAGUGGUCCAGAACGGAAUGAGAGCCCGGCUGCAGGUCUUCAGGACACAGAAGAUGGGCUGGGGAGUGAGGGCCAUGCAGGAUAUCCCUCAAGGAACAUUCAUUUGCGAGUAUGUCGGGGAGAUCAUCACUGACGCAGAGGCUGACAAAAGGGAGAAUGACUCUUUCCUCUUCACCCUCGACAAUAAGGUGGGAGACGUACACUGUAUCGAUGCAAGACUCUUCGGCAACAUUGGCCGCUUCAUCAACCACCUGUGUGAGCCCAACGUGCUGGCUGUGAGGGUGUUCACCAUGCACCAGGAUCUACGUUUCCCCAGGAUAGCCUUCUUCUCAAGCAGGCCCAUCAAAGCCGGAGACCAGAUAGGGUUUGACUAUGGCGAUCACUACUGGAGGGUGAAGAGCAAGUUCUUCAGCUGCCAUUGUGGUUCUCUCAAGUGUCGCCACUCAGCUUCCAGCAGAUAGAAACUCACUGAUGACCACUGAUCCUUCUUUCUGUUGGACACAUUCUGUGACCUCUCUAAUGUCAGAAACACUGCCUUCUCAACCAGAUACUACGUAAGAGUGAUGCUUUGAUUAGGUAAACACCUGACAGAUUUAUUUAUACACCUAAUAAGGUUACUUUUCUAUCUGAAGAACACUGCAGCGUGUCAGUGUCUAACUACUUUUAAAGAGCCAGCAAGCAGGUUAAAAAGUCUUAACAGAGGAUUUUAACAUUCAUAAAUUCUUCCUUUAAUACUGCAAAGUCUUAUAUUUGUGGAUUAAUGAAGUGGAGUAAUGUUUUUGGUAGUCUGAUCUUGUCUAUGAACGUGCUUUUUACUACAUGUCUAAUUAGCAAUUAAACACAUUUUAAAAGCA